AUGCUUCGAGCGAGCCGUGUUGUGCUCGAGGCUUAUCAAACCAAUCUCACUAUUGCAGCGGCAUCACGGUCAAGCGCCUGGAGGUUGGCACUUGCCACGUUGCAAGAAGCAAUCGCCCCCGACCUUGUCAGCUUCAACAGCGCUGCCGCGGCCUGUGCCAGAGCCGCGCAGUGGCGCCGGGCACUCUUGCUGCUCGUGGACCUGGAGGCCAGAUCGCUCCACGCAGACCAUCGGACCUGGACACCACUGCUCGCGGCGCUGCCCUGGCACCAUGCCCUCAUGGCCCUGGCGGCCUUGGAGACGCGGGAGAUGGGGAACGUUCAGACUGUUGAGACGGCGUGCCCGUUGCCCGCGCCUUUUGCCGCCACCCUGUCAGCGGCAGCGCGGGACCGUGCUUGGGCCACCGUGCUGGCGCUGAUGCAGAGGCUGAAGCAAAGCACCGAGGCCGAGGUGGCGACGGCGAAGCGAGCUGAGGCAGAGCGGGCACGGGCUGUUGGCCUCAGCGCAGCCAUCAAGAGCCUCGUGGAGGUCUCUCGCUGGCCUCUGGGCUUGUGCCUAGUUCAGGAAGCGCAGGCAGACCUGCGAAGCAGAUGCGACAGCGUUCUGGUGUCAACCUGCAUGCUUGCUUGUCGGGCCGGGGCGCUCUGGCAGCUCGGGCUCGACCUCCUGGACCUCCUCUGCGAGGCGGAGGGAAAGGGGGCAAAGGUUCGGACGGCCGUCUGCCACAACUCGGCCAUCAGCGCCUGCGCCGUGGCUGGGCAGUGGCUGAUGGCCCUGCGGCUGCUUUGUGACGCCGAGCGCAUGGAGAUUCUCGACAUGACGACCUGCAAUGCUGCGAUUAGUGCUUGCGACCGGGCGCAUGCCUGGCAGCAUGCGCUGCAAGUCCUUGGCGUAGCGGAGGGUCGACGUCUACGAGCCGACACCAUCAGCUGUGCCACGGCUAUCAGCUGCUGUGCCUCCGCUGCGGAGUGGACAGUGGCCCUCGCCCUCUUCACGAGAGACCUUCAGCCAGGCGCCUUUUCUCUCAGCGCCCUCGUGGCUGCCUGCGGUGCAGCGCGAUGCUGGGAGCGUGGCCUAGCAAUUUGGCAAGGAUGGCCCUUCAAGCUGGACCUCACCUGCCACAAUGCAGCGCUGUAUCUCCUAGCGCCCGUGGGCCAAUGGGUGGCGGCCCUAGAGGUGCUUCGUGCCAUGCGUCGAGCUUGUGAGUUUCGCGUCGAGCUUUGGGGAGGCUUCAUGGGGCUUGCCGUUGCUCAUGGAUUUUUCGAACACGAACCGAAUCGGAGCAUCUCCAGGUUCCACGGAUACACUGAGCUUGGCAGCCUGCCUGGCGUCCUGCGAGGUCGCGGGGGCCUGGCCUCCCAUGCCAGGGCUUUGCAAGGCCGCUGGGGAGCAGGCCAAGCUUUCGAGUUCCAGCGCUGA
Symbiodinium natans is the source of this 1419-nucleotide messenger RNA. NCBI's taxonomy places the organism in Eukaryota, Dinophyceae, Suessiales, Symbiodiniaceae. The record is from the annotation of a GenBank genome assembly.